Molecule: messenger RNA, 2487 nt
Organism: Elephantulus edwardii (Cape elephant shrew)
Lineage: Eukaryota; Metazoa; Chordata; Mammalia; Macroscelidea; Macroscelididae
Gene: NCBP1
Product: nuclear cap binding protein subunit 1, 80kDa
Exons: 23
Coding region: 55-2427 (790 amino acids)
Biological process (GO): regulation of mRNA processing; mRNA export from nucleus; nuclear-transcribed mRNA catabolic process, nonsense-mediated decay
Cellular component (GO): nuclear cap binding complex; nucleus
Molecular function (GO): RNA cap binding; mRNA binding; protein binding
Source: RefSeq, a predicted model, not a curated record
UCCUGCCGCGAUUCCUCACCGGCGUCUCGGCUCCGAGGUGCUCCCGAAGGCGGGAUGUCGCGGCGGCGGCACAGCGAUGAGAAUGAUGGGGGACAGCCUCACAAAAGGAGAAAGACCUCAGAUGCAAAUGAAACUGAAGACCACUUGGAAUCUUUAAUAUGCAAAGUAGGAGAAAAGAGUGCCUGCUCUUUGGAGAGCAACCUAGAAGGCCUAGCUGGUGUUUUGGAAGCUGAUCUUCCCAACUACAAGAGCAAGAUCUUAAGGCUUCUUUGUACAGUUGCCCGUCUUUUACCUGAGAAGUUGACAAUUUAUACAACUUUGGUUGGACUACUGAAUGCCAGGAACUACAAUUUUGGUGGAGAAUUUGUAGAAGCCAUGAUUCGUCAACUUAAAGAAUCAUUGAAAGCAAACAACUAUAAUGAAGCUGUAUAUUUGGUUCGAUUUUUGUCUGAUCUUGUGAACUGUCAUGUAAUAGCUGCCCCAUCGAUGGUUGCUAUGUUUGAAAACUUUGUAAGCGUGACUCAGGAAGAAGAUGUGCCUCAGGUCCGACAAGAUUGGUAUGUGUAUGCAUUUCUGUCAUCUUUGCCCUGGGUUGGAAAGGAAUUGUAUGAAAAGAAAGACGCGGAGAUGGACCGCAUUUUUGUCAACACUGAAAACUAUCUGAAAAGACGCCAAAAGACCCAUAUACCCAUGUUACAAGUAUGGACUGCAGAUAAACCACAUCCUCAAGAAGAGUAUUUAGAUUGCCUGUGGGCCCAGAUUCAGAAAUUGAAGAAGGAUCAUUGGCAAGAACGGCACAUCCUGAGACCUUAUCUUGCCUUUGACAGCAUCUUGUGUGAAGCUCUCCAGCAUAAUCUGCCACCUUUCACUCCACCUCCUCACACAGAAGAUUCCGUGUACCCAAUGCCACGGGUCAUCUUUAGAAUGUUUGAUUACACAGAUGAUCCUGAGGGUCCUGUUAUGCCAGGAAGUCAUUCUGUGGAAAGAUUUGUGAUAGAAGAAAAUCUUCACUGUAUCAUUAAGUCCCACUGGAAGGAAAGAAAGACUUGUGCUGCACAGCUAGUAAGCUAUCCAGGAAAGAACAAGAUCCCCCUGAACUACCACAUAGUUGAGGUGAUUUUUGCAGAGCUUUUUCAGCUUCCAGCUCCCCCACACAUUGAUGUGAUGUACACAACACUUCUCAUUGAACUUUGCAGACUUCAGCCUGGUUCUCUGCCUCAAGUUCUUGCACAGGCAACUGAAAUGUUAUACAUGCGAUUGGACACAAUGAAUACUACAUGUGUAGACAGGUUUAUUAAUUGGUUUUCUCAUCAUCUAAGUAACUUCCAAUUCCGCUGGAGUUGGGAAGAUUGGUCAGAUUGUCUUACUCAAGAUUGUGAAACUCCCAAACCAAAGUUUGUAAGAGAAGUACUGGAAAAAUGUAUGAGGUUGUCUUACCAUCAGCGUAUAUUGGAUAUUGUUCCUCCAACCUUCUCAACUUUAUGUCCUGCAAACCCAACUUGUAUUUAUAAGUAUGGAGAUGAAAGUAGCAAUUCUCUUCCUGGACAUGCUGUUGCCCUCUGUUUAUCUGUUGCCUUUAAAAGUAAGGCCACCAAUGAUGAAAUCUUCAGUAUUUUGAAAGAUGUACCAAAUCCCAACCAGGAUGACGAUGAUGAUGAAGGAUUCAGUUUUAAUCCACUGAAGAUAGAAGUCUUUGUACAGACUUUGCUACAUUUGGCAGCCAAAUCGUUCAGCCACUCCUUCAGUGCUCUUGCCAAGUUUCAUGAAGUCUUCAAAACCCUCGCUGAAAGUGAUGAGGGAAAGUUACAUGUCCUGAGAGUUAUGUUUGAGGUCUGGCGAAACCAUCCUCAGAUGAUUGCUGUCCUCGUGGAUAAGAUGAUUCGUACGCAGAUUGUUGACUGUGCUGCAGUAGCAAAUUGGAUUUUCUCUCCAGAACUAUCUCGGGACUUUACUAGAUUGUUUGUUUGGGAAAUCUUGCACUCCACAAUUCGUAAGAUGAGCAAGCAUGUUCUGAAGAUCCAGAAAGAGCUAGAAGAAGCUAAAGAAAAGCUUGCAAGGCAGCACAAACGGCGAAAUGAUGAUGAUGACAGAAGCAGUGACAGGAAAGAUGGGGCUCUUGAGGAACAAAUAGAAAGACUGCAAGAAAAAGUGGAAUCCGCUCAAAGUGAACAAAAGAACCUCUUUCUUGUCAUAUUUCAGCGUUUUAUCAUGAUCUUAACCGAACAUCUAGUUCGCUGUGAAACAGAUGGGACCAAUAUAUUAACUCCAUGGUACAAGAACUGUAUAGAGAGGCUUCAGCAGAUAUUCUUACAGCAUCACCAAAUAAUCCAGCAGUACAUGGUGACCCUGGAGAACCUCCUCUUCACGGCUGAACUAGACCCUCAUAUCCUGGCCGUCUUCCAGCAGUUCUGUGCCCUGCAGGCCUAAGGGUCAUUUUCUCCCUUCUGUCAAGAUUUUUUAAAAAAAUACCUUGAAAUAAUUUGUCUU